Molecule: messenger RNA, 972 nt
Organism: Clavispora lusitaniae ATCC 42720
Lineage: Eukaryota; Fungi; Ascomycota; Pichiomycetes; Serinales; Metschnikowiaceae
Gene: PRP45
Product: mRNA splicing protein
Biological process (GO): mRNA splicing, via spliceosome
Cellular component (GO): spliceosomal complex
Source: RefSeq, a predicted model, not a curated record
AUGUUCAGCUCACUUCUACCGAAACCAGAGCAUGCUACUCAUGAUACAAUUCCUGUGAGCAUCAUUAAGGAAUCUAGACGUUCUGCUCUCAUCGUACUGCCAGGAAUAUCUGAUCGGACGAAGACACAUGUCAUACCCAACCCCAAUACAGCAGACAAAACGUUAUCUGAACUACAUGUUUCGCUGGAUGGGUCUUUAGACUACGCUAAGACUAUCGCACUUGCACAAGAUAGCAAAGUAGCUGUGCAAGCUACAUAUGAAGAUACGAUCCCGUUGAAAGAAAGGUAUCCCAAUUUAAAGCACCAUUUUCCACGAUAUACUUUGCAAAACUGCCCGGACAAAAGCUUAGCUACUUGUGUCGAAGAGACGAGAGAACUCAUAGAGAAGUUGAUAUCACAGUCUGAUGGUGCCACUGAAAAAUCAGAAGGUGCGUCAUUUGUGAAUUUCACCCCCAGCGGGAUGGGAGACCCCGAUGAUGGAGGAAAAACCAUCGAAAUUAGAGAUUACAAAGAAGAUCCUAUGCUACCACCGAAGUUCAAGCUUCGAAAGAAUCGACACAAAGAGCCUUCGCCGCCUCCUCCUAUAUUGAAGUCCUCUUCUAACACCAAAGUUACUAAGGAGUUAAAAGAUCAAUGGAAAAUACCCAGUGCAGUCUCAAACUGGAAAAAUAAUCAGGGUUUUUCUAUUUCAUUGGAUAAGCGAGUCAAUGCGACAGGUAUGGGUGGGGCUUCUGUUGAGUCUUCAAUAAAUGUGGAGAAAUUCAGCCUGCUUUCCCUGGCACUAGAAAAUGCACACAACCAGGCUCGAGAUGAUAUUCGCAUAAGAAAUCAGAGAAGAAAAGAACAGGCAAUACAGGAACAACGGGAUAAAGAAUCGCAACUAAGGCAACUACUAGAGCGGACUAGAACGGAGAGAUUGGGCAAGCGUCCUGGAGAUGAUUUACGUAACAUAGGAAAGAAAAGUCGGAGGUGA